AUGGCCGCUGCUGUGUCUCCUUCAUUCAACGGGCUGAGCUCCCCGAAUACACCAAAACAGAAGCGCGGAUCAUGGUUUUCGCGUACACCGCACAGAAAAUCACCACCGGUUGAUGAAGAUAUACCAGUCCUGAAGCUUGCCUUCUUCUCUGGUAAAACGAUCAUUAGUUUCGGCAAAGUCAAAGUGAACCGAUCGAAGUCAUGUAAACUUCGACUGGUGAAUCCUGCGGACUUGGAUGUACAACUGGUAGUUGAAAGAUUUCCGUCACAAAAAGGUUUUACUAUUUCGGAGGAUAGAUGGGUUCUAGAGAGUCAAGAGGAACAAAUUGUCAGCAUACGUUGGUCUCCAACCGAAGCUGGGAACGUCCGGGAGUUGGUCACCUUCAAAUUUGACAAUGCUCAUCGCUUGCAAGUAAUAAUGGUUGGUACAUCGGUAGCAUCUCCAGUCAAAAAAACUAAAAAAAGAAGUAAAUGGAACGUGAAGAAAUCUGUUAUAUCAGAGUUACGUUCAACUAAACUCAAAAAGCAAUGUAAGCAGUUGUUGAAAGAUGGAAAAAAACAUCGCAGUCCAAAUGUCUCACGAUUUGAUGAGGAGAAUAUUCAUCCCAACGAAGCAGCUAUUACCAAUGAAAAAACUUCACCAUUAGGGAUGUUGAUCACUCCAAUGCCCACUACUCCAUCAUCAAUAAGGCGAUCCAGAACUUUUGAAAAGUUACCUAAUCCAUCAUUUCUGAAUGCUUCUAUUGACAGUCAAUCUGAUUUUAGACUACCAUUAAAUAAUUCAGCUUUAAAUAUUAGCAUUAGUCCAAAUCGGUCUGACAUCAAUCCAAUGUUGCCAUCACAACCACUUGUUGCAGAGGAGGAUAGCCGACUUACAUUCUGUAUUGGCCAGAAUGCAUCAUCAGUGGCACCACCUGUGGAACCUCUGUCAGAUCUAUGCAACUUGAUAUCUUAUCAAGGUGAUGUCGACCAUAGCUUAGCUUACAGCGACAUCCAUGGAACAUCUUUAAACACCAGUAUCCUUGUCAGCGAAGCUGAACUACUAGCUAACCACACUGCUGAUAUCUUGGGAUCAUUUCUCAUUGAAAGCCCGACACAGCCUAGUCGUCGUAAAUGCAGCAGUACUCCUCUGACAGAUGCUAAGAAGGGCUUCCUACACGCCAUGCAAUGCGAGGAAGACAGCAAAGCUGAAAUUCCUCGCAAAGAGCUAUUCAAAGAACCACAGAUGUUACCUAUGAAAAGAAAACCCAAAAGUACCACUGUGAAUGCACCGCUUGAUACAGAAACAACAAAUAAGCCUGCUCGAAAGAAUUCUGUAUCAUCUGGUGCAAGUAGUGCUAACUCGCGAAAGAAUCAUACAGGAGCAAUUCCAAAAAAGAAGUUUUCUGCUACAGCAACAAAACCAUCCACUAUUCGAGUUACCCAGUCAACUGAUGCCAAAACCACUAAUUCUUUUGAUUCUAAACGAUUGGUUAAUAGAAUAACCAAGUCUGAUGUGCCAAGAAGAGGGGUGAUAACAACUGGAAAACCUAAAACUGAAUCAUUUGCUAUGCCACCAAGAAUUACCAAACGACUCUCAUCUGUGUCUGGUACGAUCACACACCCAUCUGGAGAACAUAUACCCCUGUCAACGUCAAUACUAGAACCAAAUGAAGAAAAAAGAAAACCAGAAAACCUCACAAGAAAACUAGUUUCAGCCCCAAUUGUGCCCUUACAGCCUCUUGGUGAAUCACAAAUGCUAUCUUCAUCUGUUGCCAUGGAACCUGAUGAUCAGUCGUUAAUAUCAGAUGCAUGCACAGUGUUGGACCAAUCGAGAAGAUUGCUUUCUGUAUCGGCCAUGAUCACUGAACCUUCUGGUGAAUCUAAAUUAAUGUCUCAAUCAAUGGAUCAGGGUCCCUGUGUGAAAAACCUUUCUCCUAUUUCUGCUUUCCUCCCUGAACCAUUGCCUUUAACUUGUCCUUUAACCACUGAAUCUGAACAAGUGGUUUCAACUUCUAUCAAUUCCCUGUCAAAGUCAGCGUUUAUUACAGGACCCUUCGAUGAGUCGAUUUCAAGAAUGACAGCAGAACCAAGAAGAUUGUUAUCUGGUACCAUCACAAAACCAUCUGGUGAGACCAGGUUAUUAUCGACUUCCAUCACGGAGACGCCUAAAGAGUCUACUACUGUAACCCUUGAUACAAGACAUCUUUCCUCUGCAUCAGCCACUAUUACAAAACCUUGUGGAGAAUCAAAAGUCUUAUCUACUACCAUUACGAAAGAACCACAAGAAGUGAUAUCAAGAAGUGGUCAAGCAACCAAGCAACUCUUCCUUACUCCUCGAGAACCUUGUAAUGAAACACAAACCCAUUUUCCUGGUCCACCUGUAAUUGUUGAAACAGAAAACCGAUCAAGGAGACUUAUUCAAGCGCAAAUUGUAACCACAGAGCCGUGUGGUAAAUUAACGCUGACGCCACGAAAAUCGAGUACUCGGUCAUCAGCUGAAAAUAAUGUGCCAUCUGUUGAUUUGCGGCGUCUUUCGUCUGCAUCUGCAACAAUCACUAAACCUUGCGGGGAAUUUAGAAUUGUAUCAAAGACUGAAUCGCAGAAAGCAGCUAAUGGUCAGAGUUUUACAAACGAGAAUCUGCAGCAUGUGGAGGAAAAUGAUGAGUCAAUGUUGACACCAAUGGGUGAUUUAGACUAUUCUCAAAUCAACAAUACAAUUGAUAGUUGCCUAGAUACAUACUCUCGAACAUCUCAGAAGAGAACAACGCAAGGAAAACAGCAAGAACCAAAACGAGCCAGGGUAGAGUCAUACAGAGAUAAACUAAAUGAUAAAAAGUGUUCAAAGCCGCCUACUGCUGGAAAGAAAAGACUUGGUUCAACAUCCUCUGUAAAGGGUUUGGCUAUGUCAAAACUAAGUCUACAGAAAUCAAGAAGUAAAAGUAUAUCAAGUCGUCCAAUGAUGUACGCUUCUCAAAAUAUGUACUACGAUGAGAAAUGGAUGAAGAAGCAAGAACUAGGAUUCACACGAUGGUUGAAUUUUAUUUUAACGCCGGAUGAGCUGGACUGCCCGAAGGAUCCAAGCUGUAAAAUGAAUAGAGUUGAUGCUGGUAAAAUCCUUUGCAUGGAUACGAAAGAUAUCACAUUAGCGCCAACCAAAGAGGAAUUGUCUCUGAAAUCUUACACUGCAACUCGGAGAUUGAACAGACUUCGCAGAAGUGCUUGUAUGUUAUUUGAAAGUGAAUCCAUUGUUAGAGUCGUUCACAAAAUUGAGGAAGAAAUAGAAAGUUUACGUUUAUUGGUGAGAGCAGAUAAACACAUCAACAAAGACUACGGUGUGAGACAGCAAUUACUAAAUAUGAUACUUUGUUAUAACCCAUUAUGGCUACGAAUUGGGCUGGAGACUAUCUACGGAGUUGUACUGAAUUUGAAGAGUAAUACUGAUGUACAUGGCUUGUCAACAUUUAUUGUCACACGGUUAUUAAAUAAUCCAAUGAUAGCUAGUGAUUAUUCACAUCCUACAGUACCAAAUCUAUUCAAAGAUGGAUAUGAGGAGGCUCUAGCAAAGUUUACUCUCAAGAAAUUUUUACUGUUAGUACUGUUUUUGGACCGUGCUAAAUUAACUAAACUUAUCGACCAUGAUCCGUGCCUCUUCUGUAAAGAUGCUGAAUUCAAAUCAAGUCGAAAUUUGCUAUUGAUCUUCUCGCGCGACUUUCUAAGUGGUGAAGGUGAUGUCACUCGCCAUCUUGGUUACCUUGGUUACACAAUCACUGCUACUCAAACCUCAUUGGAUGAAUUUGACUAUGCUGUGUCUAAUAUUGCUGUUGAUUUACGCUGUGGUAUUCGUUUGACACGAAUAAUGGGACUGUUGACCCACAACUGGAAGCUUCUGAGUCAAUUACGAACACCAGCUAUCAGCAGACUACAGAAGAUACACAAUGUAGGCGUGUGUUUGAAAGCUAUGAAGGAAGUUGGCAUAGAUAUAGAAAGUGGUGGUCUGUCUAGCAAAGAUAUUAUUGAUGGACAUCGUGAGAAAACAUUAGAAUUACUUUGGAGACUUGUGUUCCAUUUUCAGAUAAGCAUCAAUUUAAAUGAAAAUCAAAUACAAGAGGAAGUGACUUUCCUGAAAAAGAAUCUGAGAACUCGCCGUCAACUGCAGUUGCUACUUUUGAAUGAAACCCAUGUGGUCAGCGAUGAAAAGCGACUGAGUGAACCCGGCCUUUAUUACAAAUCUCACAAGUUGUCUCUGUUACUAGAAUGGAGUAAAGCUGUCUGUGCGUAUUAUAACUUAAAGGUUGAGAAUUUUACUGUGUCAUUCAGUGACGGAAGAGUCCUGUGUUGUUUGGUGCACCACUAUCAUCCAUCACUGUUGCCAUGGAAUGGCAUUCGUCAUGACACCACACAAUCUCAGUUUCAAAUCGAAGAAACUGAGUCUGAUGGUGAGGAAUUCCGCAAUUCAACAUGGUGUGAUACAUUUAGUCCAACGACUGGCAAGCCAACACAACUCGAUGAAUUAUUGACUAAUGAGAAACACAAUUUCAAAAUGGUGUACGAUGCUGUCGGCCAUCUUGGUGGUGUUCCUGUCAUGAUCAAGUCUUCAGAGAUGUCCCAUACAAUCCCUAAUGAGAAGGUAUUUAUUGUAUUCAGGACAUUACAUAGGUCUACAAGACUGUUGUCAAGGCAACACAGAGCAGCAAGAUUGAUCCAGUCUGUUUUCAGAAUGCAUCGUUUGAGGACGAAGUAUCAAAAAAUGAGAUCGUCUGCCAUUGUACUGCAAGCUGCCUUUAAAUCCCACCUUAGCCACAAGAAGUUUCAAACGUUGAAGAAGUCUGCAAUCAAGAUACAACAAAAGUGGAAAGCUACGUUAUUGGCAAGAAGACAAAAAAAAUCAUAUUUGAAAUUAAAGGGAACAGUUAUUUUAGCACAAAGUUUGUAUCGAGCAAGACUUGCACGGAUUUACGUGCAAAGAAUCCAAGCUGCUGUCAAGAUCCAAUCAGCUUACAGAGGUUAUGUAGCAUUUAAAAACUAUAAAGACUUCCGAAAAGCAGUCAUCACUAUUCAAAGUAACGUUAAGAUGAGUAUUCAGAGAAGAAAGUAUAAACAGAUUUUGAAAAGCACAAAGAUAAUACAAGAACACUACAGAGCUCAUUCACGUAGAAUUGAAGCAAUGAAGAAAUACCAAGAAAUCAAGACAUCUUGUGUGACUAUACAGACAUACUGUCGAAGAUACCAAGCAAGAAAGACAUACAGAGAACUGAGAAGGGUUACAAUUCAAAUGCAAGCAUUGGUUAGAAGAAAACAAGCUAUGAAAAAGUACAAAAAAACAAAACAAGCUGCCUUAGUGGUGCAAGCUUUGAGAGAAGCAGAAAAGGCGAGAUUGAUGCAGUUCUCGGCAGCUGUAUACCUCCAUAUGUGUGCCAUCAAAAUACAAAGAGCCUAUCGCAAUGCCAGAACACGCAAGCUUGCGAAACAACAGUUGAACUCUAUUAUUACUCUUCAGAGAUGUUUCCGAAAGAAGAUUGAACGGCGACAGCAGGAAAAGCGGCUGCGGUCUGUUACUGUGAUACAGAGUUAUGUGCGUAUGUACUUAGCUAAGAAGUAUGCAGACAAAAGGCGUCAGUCUAUCACAUUACUACAGGCAAUGUGGAGGGGACGUCUACUAAGAUCACAGUUAAAAAGCAAGAAAAUUAUUCGCAUAAGACGAAACCUUACAGCUGCUAAUCUGAAAGCUAAAGAAGAAGAUAAACUGUCUAAUCGUACAACGUCAGCUUUAGACUAUUUGAAAAAGAUUAAACAAAUGUCUGAUUUACUGAGUGCAUUGGAACAUCUUGAGGUAGCAACACGAUUAUCAGCUGUCUGCUGUGAACGAAUGGCAACUAACAAUGGUAUUCAAACAAUAUACGAGUUAUUAAAUGGUUUCAAUCGCAGUCUACCACAUAUGCAAGCAAUAUCACGAAGUAUCAGUAUACUAGUGAAUUUAGCCAAGUAUGAAGCCACCGUCAGUGCCGUCUACUAUGUUCGUGAUAAAAUCAAUAGUAUCAAUAUCAUCAUGGAACAGAUUCAGAAUUUCCGAGAGAAAGGAUGUUCUAUCUUUACAAAAGCCUGUUUAUUGCUCAGUAUCCUCGGACAACAUGAACAUAUUCGUGAGGAAAUUCUAGCAAUGCCGAAGUUUACCGACAAGAUAAAAAGUUUGUAUACAUUGACUAUGAGGAAGCGUAAAAGGAAUGUCGAGUUCGAGAGAAUGAAGUCGCUGAACUCGUCGAUGUUCAAUUCGUUCAUGGUGGCGCCGUCGUAUAAUCUGAACGUUAAACCUGCCUGGAAUUUGAGCACAAAUAGAAUGAAGGAGACCGAAGACUCGCUUGAAGCUAUCAAAUCUGUUGCUAGGGUAUUUCAAAUACAAAUAUGAUUGCUGUGCAAUGGUCAUUCCUGUUGCCAAUUGAUUUUGCGAUUGAUUGUUAUGCAGUGU
Saccoglossus kowalevskii is the source of this 6444-nucleotide messenger RNA. Its product is annotated as ASPM-like protein. The record is from RefSeq and is a predicted model, not a curated record. Lineage: Eukaryota; Metazoa; Hemichordata; Enteropneusta; Harrimaniidae. Gene Ontology annotation, biological process: mitotic cell cycle; establishment of meiotic spindle localization; spindle organization. Gene Ontology annotation, cellular component: spindle pole. Gene Ontology annotation, molecular function: calmodulin binding.